AUGUAUUUAUUUCUUCUCAACUUGUUAGUGCUGGUGGCCAAGACAAAGAAAGAUAAUUCUAUUCGUGUUAACGUUGGUAAAUUAAUUAAAGUGAUUGAAAAUGGUAGAUUGGAUUCAGAUAUUAAAACUAAAAUUGUUGGCGGUAGUACACCGCCACCAACAUCACGUGUUUGGGAAGAAUGGAAAAAUUAUGGUUAUAAAUGUAUCCUAGGGGCUCGAUCAUGGGAAAAUAAAGAAGUCUUUUUAGAUGAUAUGUUACAUGCACAAAUCUUAACACUGCUAACAGAUCAUGAAGAUAAUAAUAGUCACCGACAACCGCACCAUCGUCAUCAACAAGUCUUAGUUUUAGUUACUGGUGAUGGUAAUGAUAAUUAUAAACGUGGUACAAGUUUUCCUGCUAUAUUAUUAAAAGCAUUAAAACGUCAAUGGCAUGUUGAACUAUGGUCAUGGGAAAAAGCAUUGAAUGGAAAAUUUUUAGAUAUUCAAAAAACUUAUCCUAAAUUAAUGAAAAUUAAAUAUUUUGAUUUGCAUAGAAAGAAAAUAACAUUUACACAAAAACAAACCAAAACGACAAUCAACUAG
This is a messenger RNA of Didymodactylos carnosus, 582 nucleotides long. NCBI's taxonomy places the organism in Eukaryota, Metazoa, Rotifera, Eurotatoria, Philodinida, Philodinidae. The record is from the annotation of a GenBank genome assembly.